AUGAUAAUUGAUGAUAAAAUCCAAAAGAUCUUAACAUCAAAUGAUUUCUAAAGAAUAAGUGAUAAAUAAAAAUUAUCACGAUCAGAGUUCACUGAAUAAAGUAAUAAGAGCAAUGUUACAAAUGAAUUGAAACCUAAAAAGAGAAGAGUUGUAAAAUUGAAGAAUCAAUUAUUAUCUUCAAAUGUAAGUCCAGACAUUCAGAAACUAUAUUAUCAAUCCAAGAAAAUAGAUACAGAAUAAUAACAUACAGGAGAUAAGAUAAUGAUUGAAGAACAAAAACCUAUUAUAUUACCAUCUCUAUAAAAGAAGGAGUAAGUGAUAUCAGAACAAUCAUCCAAAACUAAUUUGAGUGAUCUUAUUAUGAAUAUCUAAGAGAUAUUCCCUCCUGAUCAUUAACUUUGGAGAGAUCUCUAAGUUGGUGAUUAAAGUAUUGAGGAUGUGAUUAUAUAGAAUUAAGAUUACUUUUAAGAUUUAUUAAGUAUGAAAUAUGAUAUAAUAAUAAGUACUAUAUUUAUAAGAGAUGGAGAUUAGAUCCUUAAAGAACAAGAAACUUGGAUGUAAGAGUAAAUAUAGUACAUAAUAUACUGAUGAUUACAAUGAUAAAUUUAUGAAAGAUUCCACAUAUAUUAAUAGAUGGAUAUAUGAGAGAGCAAAGCAAACAGCAUCCUUGUUGUAAAAUUCAAGCACAUAUAAUGUACAAAAUCUUUAGUCAUAAACAAGUAACAUUUUGUACCUCAAAGAUUUGAGAAAUCAGAUAAUUUUAAGCCUGAUCAUAUACCUAAUUAGAAUACAAUGUCAUGUUUAUCAUCCUAUACAGCUAAUUAUAGAGAUUGGAAAAAAUAAUAUCAUGGUAUCAUUGGACCAUUUUAUGUAUAAAGUGAUAAAAAGUUACCAUUUAUUGCUGAAACCAAUUAUUCUCGUAAUUUUGUGACUCAGAAAUAUGAGAAACAAGAUCCUAUUAUACCUAAACCUCUGUAUUUUUAAUUAAUGUUUAUAAAUAGAGGACCAUUUCCAGUAGAAUCUCAAUCUUUGGUUCGUCAAACUACUCAUAAGAAUUAAUUCUCGUUACCAUAGAAUUGGAUAGAAAAUUUACCAUUAACUAGUCCUCGAAAUUUAGAGAUUAAAGGUUUUGAUGGAUAUCAUCCUCACUUUAAUAAACAAUAGUAAUCACCAUAAGUGAUGAAUUCGUUUGCUGAUCGAUUCUUUCAUUCUUCAGUUGUAUAGUCAUUGAUGAAAAAGAAUCAGAAACAAAUUAUCAAUUGA
This is a messenger RNA of Paramecium pentaurelia, 1263 nucleotides long. The record is from the annotation of a GenBank genome assembly. Lineage: Eukaryota; Ciliophora; Oligohymenophorea; Peniculida; Parameciidae.